AUGACAGAGGUGGCGAGAUCAGUAGUUCACGAGGUUAUAGGCGAUAAAAUCACUGACGUCGAUGAACCAAUAGUCAGUUACAUCGUCAACGUCCUCGCCGACGAGGAUUUCGACUUUGGCCUCGACGGCGAAGGUGCUUUCGAUGCUCUCGGAGAUCUCCUCGUCGCCGCCGGAUGCGUCCCCGAUUUCCCUGAGUGCCGCUCCGUUUGCAGCAAACUUUCGGAUAAGUUUGGGAAGCAUGGUUUGGUGAAAGCGAAACCAACGGUGCGAAGCCUUGCAGCACCGUUUCGGAUGAAUGAGGGUUUGGAUGACGGUGAAGCUCCGAAGAAGAAACCGGAGCCGGUAGAUGGUCCGCUUUUGUCCGAACGCGAUAAGUUGAAAAUUGAAAGGAGGAAGAGGAAAGAUGAACGCCAGAGAGAGGCAAAGUACCAAUUGCAUUUGGCGGAGAUGGAAGCGGUGAGAGCAGGGAUGCCUGUUGCGUGUGUGAAGCACGAGGCUGGUGGUGGACACACUGUGAAGGAUAUUCAUAUGGAUAAUUUCACCAUCUCUGUUGGUGGUCAUGAUCUCAUUCUUGAUGGUUCUGUUACGCUCUCUUUUGGAAGACACUAUGGGCUUGUUGGUAGAAACGGGACGGGAAAAACAACUUUCUUGAGGCACAUGGCCAUGCAUGCCAUAGACGGCAUUCCCAGGAAUUGUCAAAUAUUACACGUUGAGCAAGAAGUUGUUGGUGAUGAUACAUCUGCCUUGCAGUGUGUUCUUAAUACUGACAUUGAGAGAGCCCAGCUUCUGGAGGAAGAAGCUCAUUUAAUAGCCAAACAGAGGGAAUCUGAGGACAGUACCGAAAAGGGCACUGAUGCGAACGGGGCAGUGAAAGGAGAUGCUAUUUCACAAAGGCUUGAGCAAAUAUACAAGAGGCUUGAGUUGAUUGACGCUGAUUCUGCAGAGUCACGAGCAGCGUCCAUACUUGCGGGUCUGAGUUUCUCUCCUGAGAUGCAGAAGAAGGCAACAAAAACAUUUUCUGGAGGGUGGAGGAUGCGGAUAGCUCUUGCUCGUGCAUUGUUCAUAGAACCUGAUAUGUUGCUUCUUGAUGAGCCUACGAAUCAUCUUGAUCUCCACGCCGUCUUAUGGCUUGAAUCGUACUUGGUUAAAUGGCCGAAAACAUUUAUUGUUGUUUCUCAUGCUAGAGAAUUUUUAAACACGGUGGUUACUGAUAUAAUUCACUUACAAAACCAAAAGCUAACUACAUAUAAAGGGAAUUAUGAUACUUUUGAGAGGACUAGGGAAGAACAAAUUAAAAACCAACAAAAAGCAGUAGAGGCACACGAGCGUUCAAGAGCUCAUAUGCAGUCCUUCAUUGACAAGUUCCGAUAUAAUGCCAAGAGGGCGUCCCUUGUUCAAUCUAGAAUCAAGGCUCUGGAUCGACUGGGCCAUGUAGAUGCAAUUAUUAAUGAUCCUGACUACAAGUUUGAGUUCCCCACUCCAGAUGAUAGACCAGGCGCACCAAUUAUAAGUUUCAGUGAUGCAUCAUUUGGUUAUCCUGGAGGGCCCAUUCUAUUUAGGAAUUUGAACUUUGGGAUUGAUCUUGACAGCCGUAUUGCAAUGGUUGGACCAAAUGGUAUCGGUAAAUCUACUAUACUUAAGUUAAUUGCUGGGGAACUACAGCCAAGUUCUGGGACUGUCUUCCGUUCUGCCAAGGUUCGUAUAGCAGUAUUCAGUCAGCACCAUGUUGAUGGACUUGACUUAUCCUCAAAUCCUCUUCUUUAUAUGAUGCGUUGCUAUCCUGGAGUUCCCGAGCAAAAACUUCGAGGUCACUUGGGUUCUUUUGGUGUAACUGGAAAUCUUGCACUUCAACCCAUGUACACUUUGUCAGGCGGUCAGAAAAGUAGAGUUGCCUUUGCGAAGAUAACUUUUAAGAAGCCACAUAUAAUAUUGCUUGAUGAGCCAUCCAAUCAUCUUGACUUGGAUGCUGUUGAGGCGCUGAUUCAAGGUCUUGUGUUAUUCCAAGGAGGCAUUCUCAUGGUGAGUCACGAUGAGCAUCUCAUAUCUGGAAGUGUGGAGGAGCUAUGGAUUGUAUCCGAGGGUAGAGUGGCACCAUUCCAUGGCACCUUCGCGGAGUAUAAGAGGAUAUUACACUCAUCUUAGGAAAGUGAGUCUUAAGAUUACCCUUCUAUAUAACAGGAAGAUAUAUAGAUGUCAUUUUCAUGUUGCUCAUCUUAGCCAACCAAGAUAUGAACAAACAGUUUUGUAAUUUAUCAAAAUUAUGUAUAAUCAUUUGACAGGGUAGAAGUGGUUGAAUAGUGUUAAAUGAAUUAUUUGAUAAUAACUUUAUAAAUGAAUAUAUCCUUUAAUAAAA
Medicago truncatula (barrel medic) is the source of this 2353-nucleotide messenger RNA. RefSeq names its product ABC transporter F family member 3. Gene Ontology annotation, molecular function: ATP hydrolysis activity; ATP binding. NCBI's taxonomy places the organism in Eukaryota, Viridiplantae, Streptophyta, Magnoliopsida, Fabales, Fabaceae. The transcript has 17 exons. The record is from RefSeq and is a predicted model, not a curated record. The coding region runs from base 1 to 2142 and encodes 713 amino acids.